This is a messenger RNA of Panonychus citri (citrus red mite), 1249 nucleotides long. RefSeq names its product ribonuclease H2 subunit B-like. Gene Ontology annotation, cellular component: nucleoplasm; ribonuclease H2 complex. The transcript is spliced from 2 exons. The record is from RefSeq and is a predicted model, not a curated record. Gene Ontology annotation, biological process: RNA catabolic process; ribonucleotide metabolic process. Lineage: Eukaryota; Metazoa; Arthropoda; Arachnida; Trombidiformes; Tetranychidae. Bases 110 to 988 code for a protein of 292 amino acids.
UCUUUCAUUUUGAAUUUUUUUCUUUGUAAAAGACUAAUGUUGUAAAUAAUUUUCUAAAUUAAUUGUUGCUCUUAAUUGUUGUUUGUCUUUUUAAUUUACUGUGAUAAUUAUGGCUGAUGAAGAAGCAGAUUAUAAGAUAAUCACUUUACCAACAUGUUGUGUUGAUAGAAAAUUGAAAAGUUUCACUUUUGGUAAAAACGGUUGUUACCUUUACGAUGAUAAAUACAACAAUGUUUAUGAGAUUGUUCAAUAUUCUGAAGAUAGAAGAUCUUGGUUUGUCGGGGAGAGAGUUGUACAAAAUGGUUCCCUUCAAAUGGUUACUCAAGUUGAUCCAUUGUUUAUAAUUUUACCUAAUUUAAUUGGUGAUAGUAAAUUGUUUAAAUCUUUGGAAGACAUUUUUGGUGAUGAUAAAGGAAGUACAAUUAUGAUCAAAAUAUUUGAGACCAAUAAGAGAAGUGAUAUUUGUUGUAUUGCUGAUGUCAAAGAAUUGGACAAUGAGAUUUAUUACCGUUUGGAUGAAAAAAAGCUAAUUACUUGGUUAAAAGCUAAAGUUAAUCAGAUAAUUAAUUGUUUACAACAAAUGAAGAUUGAAGUAUCAGUUAAUUCAACUAAAAUAGCUGGAUUUUCAUCUGCUCGUGAUACAAAGACUGAUGAAAAAGAGUAUAUCAGAUAUGCUGUUAAUUUACUUUCCAAAUAUUUACCUGAAGAUGUUUUAACUUCACUGAGAGAAAUUUACAAUUUAGAGAAAGAAAAAGAAAUCGAACCUGAAACAAAACCCAUUGCCAGUAGUACCCCAAAGGGUCAAAAACGGCCAAUCGAUGGAGCAAAAUGUGAACCCAUUGAUAAUUACUGCAAGGAAGAAGUCCCAGUAAAUGGUGCUGCUAAAAAGGCGAAAUUAUCUAGAUCUCAAAAGGAAUUGGAAAAGGCUUCAAAACAAUCAGGAAUUCGAAGUAUCUCAAGUUUCUUCACCAAAAAACCUUCCAAUUAGUACGAAACAUAUCGCACGAAGGAAGCAAAAUGUUCAACAUAUUUUUUACCGCCAUCAAUUUGUAGUCUACAUUGUAAAUUGAUUCUCUUUUGAGUUGAUCAAACUAAUUCCAUAAUUGAAAAGAAAUUACCCCCGAUUAUUUUGUAUAACAAAAAUCGUUUCAAAUCAACGACAAUCUGCAAAAAUUAUCUACUUGAAAAGAAGACAUUUGUCAUCAAAUAGAAAAUUGAACUUUUCUAAUACGAAAAGUGCCAACACUUA